AUGUUUGGGUUCUGUGUUAAUGGUGCCUGUUCCUUGGGAGAUUUCGAGAAAAUAUGGCGUGAACAUUGUGAAGACGAGCAGACUCUCAGCGAAUAUGCCAUGGCCAUGAAGAACUUGGCUGACAACCACUGGGCGAAUAAAUGUGAGGGUGAGGGGCGCAUUGAGUGGUGCCGCAGUGUUUGUCAGGAGUACUUCCAGGAUGGAGGGAUGAGGCGAGUGUUGGAGAAGGAUGAGAAGAGUGCUAGACACGCCGCAGCUGGGAAUAACGCAUCUGCAAACUCUCUACCACAAUCGUCCUCUUCAAGCUCAGCGUUCCAGCUUGGGAGGAUACGGCUGUUGGAUGUGGGCAGCUGUUUCAAUCCCUUCCUGAAGUUUGACGAGUUUCUGACUGUCGGUAUUGACAUUGUGCCAGCAGUAGAGAGCGUCUACAAAUGCGACUUUCUCAACCUGCAGCUGCAGCAACCUCUGCAGCUGGCCAGCGAUGCUUUGGAUGCCUUCCUGCGGCAGCUGCGCGGCCCCAUCGACGCUUUACCUGCCCAGCUGUUUCACGUGGUAGUGUUCUCCCUGCUUCUCUCCUACUUCCCCUCACCCUACCAGCGCUGGCUCUGCUGCAAGAAAGCACAUGAACUCCUGACCCUGAAUGGCCUGCUCCUCAUCAUCACCCCUGACUCCUCCCACCAGGGCCGGCACACACUUAUGAUGCGCAGCUGGCGAGUUGCAGUGGAGUCUCUGGGCUUCAAGCGCUACAAGUACGUCAAGUUCUCCCACAUGCACCUGAUUGCUUUCCGCAAGGUGUCGCCCACCACCAUCAGCGACCUGGUCAGCCGCAACUACCCGGAGAUGCUUUACAUCCCGCAGGACUUUAACACGUUCGACGAGGACGGAUUCGCAGAUUGCUACGAGCCUCCACGCUCCGAUUUCGAGGACGACCAGUUGGCGUGUAGCUUUGCGGAAUUGCCAGACACCCCGUACGAUUCGGACUCGGGCGAGAGCCAGAGCAGCUCAGCUCCCUUCCACGAGCUGGAAGACCCUAUUUUGCUGCAGAGCUGAACUUGUUUACUGCCCCUCGUGAUAUUUAGUACCCUACCUUCGUGCUGCCAAAAUUGCUGUGCUGCGUUUGUGUACUCGACCCCUUUUUAUGCAGCAAACAGUUUGCACAGAGUGAAUGAGGACGUUUAAGUGGGCGUUGAUAUUUAAGAGUGUGCAAGUCAUCCCUUUGAAGACAUGUACACACUAAACAGUCUUAAUUAAGAAAGUGAGGUUUUGUAACAGAAGCAGUUACGUGAUUUCAGGUCGAGGAAGAUUUUGCUCACCCACUUUGUCUGUUUUCUCAUUUAGAAUUACUGUCAACUGGAUAAACCGUUUCAAACUAGCAUAACUUAUACCUUAGGCGUAGUUAUUGUCGGUGACAAAAGAUCCAAACUUUUGGUUGGAGUUACCAUGCUGUUUUGGACUUUUUCCGCUGAAUUCCAAAAAAGGAGUUCAGCCAAAAAUGAACAUUGUCAUCAUUUACCCAUCCUCAUGUCAUUUCAAACCUGUAUGAAUUCUGCCUUCUCUGAAAUGCAUACAUUUUGAAAAGUGCCUCAGUGUAAUUUUGUCCAUACAAUCAAAGUCAAUGGGGUCCAAAAUAACAUUAUUUUGGACCCCAAUGAUUUUCAUCGUUUCUAAAAGUUACAUUGAAAUUAAAGUUACAAUGAAAGUAAAUGGGGUCCAAACCAAUGUUGUAAGAACAAAAACAGUUAACAUUGAAAUAAAAACAAUUCAUACAGUUUUGGAACAUGGUGGUGAGAAAAUGACGGCAAAAUUUUCAAUUUUUGCGUGAACUAUCCAAUUAAUGGUUUGAUUCUUAGCAAGUUUUCGCUGGACAUUUUAGAUGUCAAUUUCAGCCAUCUGUGCUACCGACUUUUUGGAAUAGCCUUUAUCAAUGAUAUUUGUAGCAUUUUAAGUGUCUGCAGAACUUGUGCGUGUUUGGUUAUGUGACGUUGUAACUGUGAAUGUGGAUUUUUUCUCUUCAACAAGGUACAAAUCAUGCGAAGUAGUCAUAGUUUUUCAGAACAAACAAUCUUGCAGGUGACCAGAUUGGGUGCAUGCGUUGUGGUUUCUAACCUUGCAAUCAAACGGCCUGAAAUAGCUGCGUGUCUGCCUUCGUUUUCGUUUUAAGCACUAAUGUAACCAGUAAUUUCCAAUUACUUGUCAGUAGUAUGUAGUAUGGAACAGGUUAGAGUUCUCUGCGUUUCGCCAUAAUGUGACUUUGAGUAGGAUGAUUUGUUUACUCUCGAAACCUUUGGUUGCUCUAAAUCUACUUCCUGUAUCGUUAUCUGGUGUAUAUCCCAUUAAGUUUCAGUACAUUAUUUUAGUUACUAAAUUACUGAAUAUAACUAUUAUGGUACAAAUGUUUGGAAAGUACUCUGCCAGAUAUUGAUUUCAAGUACUACAAAAAGAUUGUUGCAUAUCACUGUACGUUUUUAGCUCCUAUGUAUGUAACUGCAGAAUUUGCCUUUUUUUUUUAAAUCCACUCCAGGUUCUUAAAAACACAAUUUUGACUGUCCAAGCACAUAUUUGCACGUUUUCAAUAAUACCCUCCUUGUGGGUUGACAAAAUAUUGAUAUUGGCAUCAGCACUUCAUUAGAAUAGCAAUACGUUCAAAAUCAUAAACGGUCAAAAAUUCCCCAUAUCACUGUAACCUGGCAGUUAAAUUGAGUGACUGAUAUUAGGCACUGUUUUCUAUUGAAUUCAUGUAGUUAUCGUUUGGUAAACCUGAUGACAUGAGAAUGUGCUGUGAUGGGUCUUUACUCUUGAAGGAGUGUGUGAGAUGUGCACUGUUGAAGUAUAUAUGUGAGGUUUUGGUGUUAGGCACUUUAAAUGUGUUGUAGGGGUGCCAAAAAGUGUGGAAAGAUUUGAAAUGGUUAUAGAAUUCAGUAUGUGAUCUUUCAGGGUAUCAGAAAAAAUAUCCUCCUCAAGGUGCCUUCAAACCCAAAUUGUAUUUUUGCAUUUGUGAUUUUAUAGACUGGAUUCAAGAACAGGCUACUGAUUGUCAUUAGGAAGUAAUAUUUUCUCUCCCACAAUAAACAUACAUACUUUCAGCAAAUUAACCAGCUCUUGGAAAAAAUGUACUAAAAUACUGCCCUAUUAGCAAUAGUAUUUAAAGGCAUUCUUUAGUCUGUAUUCGAUUUAUAAAUCUGACAACAAAGAUGUUUUAAGACCAUUUAAAAAA
Messenger RNA from Sinocyclocheilus grahami, 3214 nucleotides. RefSeq names its product probable methyltransferase BTM2 homolog. The record is from RefSeq and is a predicted model, not a curated record. Gene Ontology annotation, biological process: negative regulation of TORC1 signaling. The transcript is spliced from 7 exons. The coding region runs from base 1 to 1050 and encodes 349 amino acids. Lineage: Eukaryota; Metazoa; Chordata; Actinopteri; Cypriniformes; Cyprinidae.